AUGUGUCUGGUGACUGUGCGUGAUCUUGCGCAGGCAAUGUCGAAGAUUACUAAGUGGAAGAUUGAGAAAACUAAAGUGAAAGUGGUCUUCCGGCUGCAGUUCCACGCCACGCAUAUUCCUCAAUCGGGAUGGGAUAAAAUUUUCAUAUCUUUUAUUCCUGCUGACUCUGGAAAAGCAACUGCAAAAACAACCAAAGCCAAUGUAAGAAACGGGACCUGCAAAUGGGCAGAUCCUAUCUAUGAGACCACAAGACUUCUCCAAGACAUUAAAACCAAGCGAUAUGAUGAAAAGCUCUAUAAGCUUGUUAUAGCGAUGGGUUCAUCACGGUCUAGUGUCCUUGGGGAGGCUACAAUCAACCUUGCUGAUUAUGCUGAUGCAUUAAAACCUUCUGCCAUUGCCUUGCCUCUUCAUGGAUCUGAUUCUGGAACUACUUUGCAUGUCACUGUACAGCUGCUCACGUCAAAAACUGGUUUCCGAGAGUUUGAGCAGCAGAGGGAGCUCAGAGAAAGGGGAUUGCAGACUGACCAAAAUAGCCCUGACGAAUCCUCUGGUGGAAAAGUAUCAUCUUCUGAAGGGAUAAUCAAUGAUCAGAUAGAUAAGGUAAAUAUCAGAGUUAGAUUUAAAGAAAAAUCUAAAGACCUCGCUUCACUCGAAGAAGAGGUGGGGCCAAAAGAAGAAUAUGCAGACUCGGCUGCUGGAUUUGAGGGCUCUUCCAAUACUUCAGAGAGUUUAUACGCAGAGAAGCAUGAUACUUCUAGCACACAUGAAAUUGAAAGCCUUAAGAGUACCAUCUCUGGUGACUUAGCUGGACUUUCCCUUAGUCAAAGUCCUCAGCUGGAGAAAGGGGAUCCUUCUGAUCAUCGAUUUUUGGCUCAAGGGACGAAUGAUUGGGUUCAUGCCUGGAGUUCAGACUAUUCUGCAGAUAAUGACUUGGCAGCUGCUUAUGAAGAGAACGGUAGACUUAGAGGAAGCUUGGAAGUGGCUGAGUCAUCUAUUCUUGAGCUUAAACAGGAGGUAAGCUCCUUACAGGGUCAUGCUGAUGAAAUAGGUCAUGAAGCCCAAAAAUUUGCUAAGCAACUUGCUUCUGAGAUUGCUUCUGGCGAAGAGAUGGCGAAAGAGGUGUCCGUACUGAAGUCAGACUGCUCAAAGUUGAAAGAUGAUCUUGAACGGGUAAAGGUUUAUCGAUUAUGCCCUCCAUUUAGCAGCAGAAAUGCUACAGAACCCAGACAGGAUCACAGAUUUCAAGAUUUGCAGCCCAGAUGGCUAAAGGGGCUUUUAUCCAUGGAAGAUAAGAUAAAAGAGCUUCAAAAGAAGGCAUGCUUGGAAUACCAUGAAAGUGACUUGAGAUCCCUGUGCUCGGACAUGGAGGAGUUGUUUGGCGUGCUGCAGAAUCUCAAGCAAGGAACAGGGCUGCCAAUUUCCAGUAUCCACUUGGUUCCUUCUGAAGGAUCUAGCCUGAAGGAGAUCAGAGAAAUGAGUUUACAUAAACAUGACCAGUUUGGAAGUGAAUCUGGGUUUGAUGUGGACUUAUAUCAACCAGAACUAGGCAUGCUUCAUUGUCUUAAUAUUCCUGGCCUGGUGUCUCAUGAGCCUGAUUCUAUAGAUACUACCAAUGCAAUGAAAGGAAAAAUAUUUGAACUUCUGAGGGAAUUGGAUGAAUCAAAAGCUGAACGAGGGAGCCUUGCAAAGAAAAUGGACCAGAUGGAGUGUUACUAUGAAGCUCUUGUCCAGGAGCUCGAGGAAAAUCAGAGGCAGAUGCUGGGGGAGUUGCAAAAUCUCAGAAGUGAGCAUGCUACUUGCUUGUAUACAGUUUCAUCCACAAAGGAAGAGAUGGAGACAAUGCGUCAAGAUCUGAAUGACCAACUAUUAAGACUUGUUGAAGAAAAAAGUGAUUUGGAUUCUCUGAACAAGGAGCUUGAAAGGAGGGCUGUUACUGCAGAGGGAGCGCUCAAAAGGGCACGCCUGAAUUAUUCUAUUGCUGUCGACCAGUUACAAAAGGACCUGGAACUGCUCUCAGUCCAGGUUUUGUCUAUGUUUGAGACUAACGAGAAUCUCAUCCGGCAAGCUUUUGUAGACUCUUCACAAUCAGGCCUUGAAGGAAACCCAAUAACCACAGAGAGCCAAAGAUCUGAUUCAAGGGAAGCUCGUAUGGGGAAACUCUUUCAGUUCCAAAAUCAGUUCUUCGGGAUAAAGAAACAGCAGUUGGGUGGUGAUAUUCCUUUAGGUGAUCUGAAAAGAUCACUACAUUUGCAGGAAGGGCUUUACAGGAAGGUUGAAGAAGAAGCUUGUGAAAUGCAUUUUGCAAAUCUAUACUUGGAUGUACUUUCAAAGGCUCUACAGGAAACUUUGCUUGAAGCCAAUGAUGAUGUCAAUUGUAUGAGAGAGAAAAUAAACGAACUUAUGCAGCAGCUAGAGCUUUCAAUUGAGUCCAAGGAGUCGUUGUUGAAAAAGCUGCACUCUGCAUCGAAUGAUGUUCAUGCCUUAAAUGAGCAUAGGGCUACUUGCAUUGCCAAGUGCAAUGACAUGGCUCAGCAAAACCAAGUUUUGGAAGCAAAUUUGCAAAAUGUCACAUGUGAAAACCACCUUCUUUUGCAGAAGAUUGCUGAAUGGGAGUCUCUAGUGAUGCAAUACAGAAGCUACGAGAGCAUGUAUGAGGCUUCUGCUGCAGAGAGAACAGAGUUGGCUUGUUUAUUGGAAAAUAAAACCCUAGAAAAUUGUGAUCUUCAAAAUGAGAUCUUCUCUUUGCAGGAAGAGCUGAAAACUUUCAGAAGUGAAUUUAAUGAUCUGGCUUCUGUGAAGGAAAAGCUGCAGGAUUUAGUCAAUUUCAUGGAGAGUAAGUUGCAGAACUUGCUGGCAUCCUAUGACAACAGUAUCCAUGGACUGCUUCCUAGUGAAUCUGGCUAUCAGGAUUUAGAGUCCUGGGAUUUAACUGGUCUCAUGAUGCAACUUGAAGAGCUUCAGCAUAAUUCAUGUGAAAAGAUUCUCCAGCUCUUGGAAGAGAAGAAAAGUCUGGUUCACGAGAGAGAGAUUGCUCAAGUGUCCAUCGCUGCAGCUAAAUCAGAUAUUGCAUUGAUGAAACAGAAGUUUGAAUGUGAUAUACAAAACAUGGUGGAUAAAUUCGACGUGUCAAAUGCUUUGAUGCAGAAGCUUCAGUUGGAUGUUGAGGGCAUUGCUGACAAAAUGAAGGUUAGCUCUGAAGUUGAAGAUAAAUAUGCACAGCAGCAGAAUGAGCUUUUGUCUGAUCUUGAUCGUCUGGAAGUUCAGUUGAAAGAACUUAUUUCUAAGAACAGGGACCUUGGUCAUGAAAUCUUGGCAUUAGAUACAGUUGCUAGUGAGCUUGAUAAGACUAAGCUGACUGCAGCAGAACUCACGAAAGAAAACCAAGCUUUGAUGGCUUCUAUACGGGAUAAAAACGAGGCGUCCUCCAGGAUUGCCUCAGAACUCGAUAGUUUGAAAGGAAGUUUGCGAUCUCUGCACGAUGAAAACCAAGAUUUGAUGGCAUCUUCACUAGAUAAGAAGGAAGAGUCUGUUCAGCAGGCUUCAGAGUUGAGCAACUUGAAAAAUAGGAUAGAAUCUCUGCAUGAUGAAAAUCAAGCUCUGAUGGAAAGUUUACGGAAUAAAACUGAGGAAGCUGCCAACCUUGCAUCAGAACUAAAUUGUUUGAAAGAAAAUUUGCGAUUUGUGCGUUGUGAAAACCAAACUUUGAUGGUAUCUUCACUUGAUAAAGAGGAGGAAUCUGCCAAGCUUGCAUCGGAACUAAACAGUUUGAAAGAAAGUUUCCGGAUUCUGCAUGAAGAAAAUCAGGCUCGGAUGACAUCUGCAAGGGAUGCAAAGGAGGAAUCUACCAAGCUUGUGUCAGAGCUAAACAGUUUGAAAGAAACUUUGCAAUCUUUGCAUUGUGAAAAACAAGCUUUGAUGACAUCUUCACAGGAUAAAACUGAGGAAGCUUCCAAGCUUGCAUCAGAGCUGAAGAUUUUGAAGGAGAUUUUGCAAUCUUUGCAUGAUGAAAACCAAGUUUCAAUGGCAUGUUUGCAGGAUAAGACAGAGGAAUCUGCCAGGCUUGCAUCAGAGCUGAACAGUUUGAGAGAAUGCCUGCAAACUUUGCAAGAUGAAAAGCAAGCUUUGAAGGUGUCUUCACUGAAUAAAACUGAGGAGUCUGCCCAACUUGCUUCAGAUCUGAUCAGUUUGAGAAAGAGUUUGCAAUCCCUGCACGAUGAGCUGCAUGAUGAGAGAAGCUUGCGAGAGGGGUUACAGAGUACAAUAACGGAUCUGACUUCCCAAUUAGACGAGAAGCAGUGCCAGUUGCUCCGAUUCGAUCACCACGAGUCUGAAUUGACUCGUACCAAACACUUGGUAUCAGAUCUAGAAUCUGAAAAAUCAAGAGUUUGCCGUCUUUUGUUGCAGUCUGAGGAAUGUCUUAAUAAUGCUCGUGAAGAAGCUUCCACUGUUUCUGCACUCAAAACUCAGUUGUCUGAGAUGCAUGAACAUUUAAUAGCUUCCGAUAUUCGAUUCAUUUUUGCGAAGACUCAAUAUGAAGGCGGAGUUGAAGUGCUUCUUCAUCAACUGCACUCCUCAGAUACGCAACUUGCCCAACUUCAGAAGAAGCAUCUUGACAUGGAAACUAUCCUUAAUCGCUGUCUUGCCAGUGAAACCCAAUACAUUGAAGAGAGAGCUAGGUUGUUGACAAAUCUCAACUCGUCUCAGUCUGAGCUAGAGGCUUCUAUUGCUGAAAACGGGUUACUUGUCGAGGCAAACAGAGUUGUAAGAGCUGAGCUCAAGGAAGUAAAAAAUAAUUCUCAAAAUGUUGUGCUUAGUUAUUUUGAGGAUAAAACUCAGCAUUCUGAAGAGGUUAAAAAGCUGAAGUGCAUGUUGGUGACAUCUGAAGGAGAGAUUGAUAAUCUGGUGUUCUCCAAAGUUGAGCUGGAAGUAAAAGUUCUUGUUCUUAAAGCCAAAUUGGAUGAACAGCAAGCACUGAUCAUUACACUUGAAGGAUACUCUGAUGAAUUAGUGAUGCUGCAAAAACACUGCAAUGAGCUUAAUCAGAGGCUUUCUGAUCAGAUUUUGAAGACAGAAGAAUUCAGAAACUUGUCUGUCCAUUUGAAAGAGCUCAAAGACAAGGCUGAUGCUGAGUGUAUCCAGGCUCGUGAAAAAGAGAACCUGAAGGCCCGCCAGUAG
This is a messenger RNA of Dovyalis caffra, 5175 nucleotides long. NCBI's taxonomy places the organism in Eukaryota, Viridiplantae, Streptophyta, Magnoliopsida, Malpighiales, Salicaceae. The record is from the annotation of a GenBank genome assembly.